AUGGUGGUCUACUCAUUCUAUAUCUUCGAUCGCCAUGCCGAAUGCAUUUACAAGAAGAAUUGGCAGCUCCCUACCACUGCCGGCGGGAAAGGCUCUCGACCGUCUUCACAAGCCUAUGCCAAUGGAACCGCGAGUGUCCGCACUCCCCUGACGCCCGAGGACGAUGCAAAGCUGAUCUUCGGCACCGUGUACUCGCUCAGGAAUAUGGUGCGCAAACUGGGAGGUGAAGACGACAGCUUCCUGUCCUACCGCACCUCACAGUACAAGCUGCAUUACUACGAGACGCCGACGAGCAUCAAGUUUGUCAUGCUCACCGAUACCAAGUCCGGCUCCAUGCGCAUUGCGCUGCAACAGAUAUACGUCAACUGCUAUGUGGAAUACGUGGUCAAGAAUCCGUUAUCGCCUGUCGAGCAUCCCGGUGGGCUGGGGGUGAAUAAUGAGCUGUUUGAGCUCAGCCUGAGCCAGUUUGUUGAUCGUGUGCUCAACGCCUCUUGA
Messenger RNA from Cyphellophora europaea CBS 101466, 495 nucleotides. RefSeq lists its product as uncharacterized. Gene Ontology annotation, cellular component: TRAPP complex. The coding region runs from base 1 to 495 and encodes 164 amino acids. Gene Ontology annotation, biological process: endoplasmic reticulum to Golgi vesicle-mediated transport. The transcript is spliced from 4 exons. Lineage: Eukaryota; Fungi; Ascomycota; Eurotiomycetes; Chaetothyriales; Cyphellophoraceae. The record is from RefSeq and is a predicted model, not a curated record.